GGGAAUUUUUACUUGUAUUAAAUGUCAGGAAUUUUGAAAAACUGAGUUGAAAUGUAUUUGGCUAAGGUGUAUGUAAAAUUCCGACUUCAACUGUAUAUACUGUAAGACAUGUAAACAUUAUGUAGUAGAUAGAGCAUGAAAAUAUUUGGCACUCAAAUGUUCCUUCAACUUGUUCUAUUCAGAUACCAAAGAUUGAUCAAAGGUUGGCAUGAUUGGCAUUCCCAAGAGGAAUAUCAUCUGUUUGCUGUGGAUCACACACAGGCCUAGGCAGGUAGCCUAGCAGUUAAGAGCGUUCAGCCAGUAACCGGAAGGUUGCUGGUGUGAAUCCCCGAGCCGGCAAGGUGGACAAAUCUACCGUUCUGCCCAUGAGUAAGGCAGUUAACUAACAACAGCAACUGCUCCUCGGGCGCUGAUGACAUGGAUGGCACCUCUCUGAUUCAGUGUUAAAUGUGGAAGACACAUUUCGGGUGAAUCCAUUCAGUUUUGGAACUGACUAGUUAUCCUCCUUUCUUGCCUCUCUUUUCUAUGCACAAUACGUGUUCCAUCACCAUGUGUUUUGUCCGACUGGUAUGUCGGUUCUGUGUAUACUGUACAGUAGGUUAGAGAUUGGAGUUUGAUAAUCGUGACCAAACACUACUAAAAAAUGACUAGUUAUGACAGACCUACAAACGUGCAAAGAUACUGAAAUGUAAAUAUUGCAGAUGUUUGUGAUUUGUUUUCAUAGGUUAAUGAAGAUGCAUAGACUUUUUUUGUCCAAAAACAAUUGAAACCUUUUUUCAAUAAAGUUUUGUAAAAUGUAGUUUCUCCUGGCUGUCUUUGUAGGCCAAUUUAUGUUACUGUGUGACAAUAGUCAGGGUAAUACGUGAUGGCAUUACCCACACCAUGCAACUGCUAAAAUAUUAUUAGAGUGUCAGUCUCAGCAUUUAUCGCAUGAAUACACACAGUAGGAGUGUAGUUUACUGGAAGGAGGAGGACAGGGAAUUCACUCACGCGAUGAGUGACAGAUGCAGUUCAAGAUGUCCUGCAGUGGAGCAACGAGCAUUCUUAUCAUGAAAGUUUGCUUUUGAUAUAUAUUUUACUCACCUCCCACACAUUUCUCUGGAAACUGUUCUGUGGCGCUGAGGGAAACACAUUGGGACCACCUGCCUCACGUUCCUCAGUGGCACUCUUGUGUGGUACAGCAGCGUUACUUUCGUGUUAGUAAAAAAAUAGCGAUUCUUUCUUCAGAGCACUGACGGAGUUGCUACGGAGAAACCUAUGGACUCACCAUCAGACAGCGCGCACCCAGCCUUUUACAAGAGGAGCAGAUAAGAGCUGAGUUGGAGACAUGGCCUUUGUGUUGAGUCAACCUAACCAUGGGUCUCACAGCCUGGUAGUGUGUGGGUGCUACUACUAACAGAAAGGAACAUGGCAUUUGGGCCAUGUCUGGCAUGACGAUGAACAUGUUUAAGGUUGAGUCGGACUACAUUAACUGCACCAUCAGCCAUGAGAUCCACCAGUACCUGUUCUCUGGAGCCUACAUCCUGGUCCUUCUGAUCGGCGUGCCCACCAACGCCUUCUCCCUCUACCACGCCUGGCUGCAGCUGAGAGCCAAGAACGAGCUGGGGGUCUACCUGCUCAACCUGACCAUGUCGGACCUCCUCUACCUGGCCUCGUUGCCUCUCUGGCUGCAGUACAUCUUCCAGGGAGAUGACUGGAGCCAAACGGAGUGGCUGUGCCAACUGUGUGGCUUCCUGCUCUAUGAAAACAUCUAUAUUAGUAUAGGGUUCUUAUGUUGUAUCUCUAUAGACCGUUACCUGGCCGUGGUGUACCCGUUCCACUUCACAGCAUUCCGGAGCAUGCGGGCAGCUACAUUGGCCAGCGCGUUCAUCUGGCUGAAAGAGAUUGCCGUGGGCGUGGUCUUUUUCAGACACAAGGAACUAAGCACUGACCGCACCAACCAAUCGGUUUGCUUUGAGCACUACCCCAUGCAACCAUGGGAGUAUCCAAUUAACUACUACCGUUUCUCCGUUGGUUUCCUGUUCCCCCUGGGCAUCCUUUCCGUGUCGUAUUUCAGAGUCCUACGGGCAGUCAGGAAGAGCACUGGCACUCAGAGCGCACAGAAGACCCGCAUCAAGAACCUGGUGACCAGCACCAUUGUCAUAUUCCUGGUAUGUUUCUCUCCGUACCACGUGUUCCUGCUGCUGCGUACAGUCUUUGAGAGGGACUGCCCCUUCAUCAUCAGUAUCUUCAACUACUAUCACUUCUCCCUGCUGCUCACCAGCUUCAACUGUGUGGCUGACCCGGCGCUGUACUGCUUCGUCAGUGAGAGCGCCCAACAGGGGAUCCAGCAGGCCCAGGAGGCCUGUACCCAGGCCCUCUGCUGCAGCUGCCACAGGGGACAGCAUAGCCCUGUUACCGCCACCACCACGGGGACAGACUCCAACGAGGUGGCCACCUCCAACGAGAAGGGGACAACAACCGUCACACCGCUGACACAGAACCAGAUGAUCUAGCAGUAAUAUAAAUAAUACAUGGGUUUUAUAAAGUUCUUUGGAAGGACCUAGAGAUGCUUGAAUAGUAGUCUAGGAGCUGGAACCGGAUUUGGAUAAGAGGGAUGGUGGGAAAGAUACUGACAGUGACAUGGAACAUUCUGCAACGAGAUGUCAUUUAAAAAAGUGUUAUAGCAGUGCUACAACAGUGUUUUACGGUAAUGCUUUUUGUUUCUGCUUUCUUUUGAGAUGGUUUUGAACUCAAAACUAACUCUAUAUAGGCUAGCAAAUGUCUUCCUGUAACAUUUUGUUUCUAUCUCUCAUCACAUUAUUUAAUAUUAAUUCUCAGGGUUUCAAAUCCCAGAUGGUGAUUUCAGGAGUGACUGACUUCAUACCUAUCAGCACAGAUCAGACAUAUCAACACGUGACCUAAUAUAUCUCUAUCGUAGGUCCUCUACGAUUCUUGGGUUAGAUUCUUGCUGCUCAAUAUCUGUGAAUCGCUCCCAUUUCAGGGGUAUGUAAAGGAUUCCUCAACUUAGCUCAGAUUCAUAAAUGACACUGUGUGUAGAGCAUAAACAAAAAUGCAUACAAACAGUGAGCUCCAAAAGUAUUGGGGCAGUGACAAUUUCUGUAAUUCAGCAAUUUGGAUUUUAAAUCAUACCCCACCAAAAAUGAUAUUCUCCCCAGUUUAUUUGUAUUUAUUUUAUUUCACCUUUAUUUAACCAAGUAGGCUAGUUGAGAACAAGUUCUCAUUUGCAACUGCGACCUGGCCAAGAUAAAGCGUAGCAAUUCG
Molecule: messenger RNA, 3264 nt
Organism: Oncorhynchus tshawytscha (Chinook salmon)
Lineage: Eukaryota; Metazoa; Chordata; Actinopteri; Salmoniformes; Salmonidae
Gene: gpr68
Product: ovarian cancer G-protein coupled receptor 1
Exons: 2
Coding region: 1422-2495 (357 amino acids)
Biological process (GO): G protein-coupled receptor signaling pathway; cellular response to pH
Cellular component (GO): membrane
Molecular function (GO): G protein-coupled receptor activity
Source: RefSeq, a predicted model, not a curated record